GUUACUCAUUCUACUAGUAGAUGGCUGAACCGAUUUCGUCCAUCUAAUAUUCAAAUAAAAGGUAUUAAGGUUAUAUAAAAGCUUGUUUUUUAAUCAUUUUCGACUUCCGGUUCUGGAGAUACUGGGUGAUUAGUGCAAAAAUUUUACAUAAAUUUAUCGGGUUUAUCGGGUUCAUAGAUUUUGAGAGUCGAUGACCAAAAAAAAAUUAUUUCAGUUCACCGGUAUUCGGUUUUUGAUCCCAAAAGGUACCCAACAAUUUUAUGCUAGGUGGAUUAAGUACGUUUAAUAGAGUACAAUAAGCGUAAUUUUUGUUCCUGGCAAUUUUCGAUGCUGUGUAGUAAUCAAUUUCUAGUAUACAAGGGAUGCACUUUGUCCAAAGAUUGUGAUUUUCUCGCAAUAUCUAAUUGUAGUAAUUUUGAGUAUUGGAGAACGCAUAAUUAGAAACAAGAUACUGAUAAAGAUUAUAAACUGAGAACUGCAAUCGUCCACAGACAGAACGUGACGUCUAAUAUAUUCAAGUUACCUUCCAAUAGCAGUAGUCACAAUUUAUGUACUAAUUAAUGAUAACCAAACAAUUUUUUAACCGGUUGAAAGGUUACUGUUUUGAUUCAUUCGCCAGCGUUUCAAAGCGACAGCCGAAGAGAAGCAGUUUCGUGACUUUAUGAGUUGGUUAGAUUUUUCGAGCGCUCUUGGAAUGACAUCAUGCCCGGUUGUUCCUUGUUUGGUCUACGCUCAGCUCUAGCUCGGGCAAAACAGAUUUUAGUCGUGUCGCGGAUUUCGGUCGCGUAAAAGCAACUGUCGGUGGAGCGAUUUAUAUUUCACUUUUGCUACGUGUUGUGUGAUUCACCGGGAAACCACAGUGAAACGGAUUAAUCUACAAAAAAAAAUCAUAAAAACAAUCUCGUUUGAAGAACAGUAAUGGAUCGACACUUUCAAAGGUAACCAUGUUAAAGUUUCUACUUAUAUCUGCCCUGGUGGCCGGAGCUAGUGCUGGAUACGCCAGCAGCCAAUACGCCGGUGCCGGUUACAACGGGGGUUUCGCGUCGAACUACGUCGGAUCGGGCGGAGCGGGUGCCGCAGCCGGGGGAGCUGCAUUUACGCCCGGAUUUGCACCCUACCAGCCGGUGCCGGCUUACCCAAACGCAUUCGACUUCAACGGCUUCUUUCAGCAAUUGCAGUCUAACUUUGCCAAUUCAGCUACCCAGGCUUUCGCAACGGCUGGAGCCACGGCAGCGGCCUCGGCAUCACAGUAUGGACGGUACCAUCCUCAUCAACCGAAUCCUCAUUAUCAGCAGCGACUACAGCAGAGCCCAGGAUAUUCCUACUCAGCCAAUUAUAACAAUCAUUAUCAAAACUACAACGGUCACAAUAGCAACUAUGAUCCGAUGAAUUUGUAUCAGCAACAGAUAGCGCAUCAGAAUGCUCUGUUCAACAAUAUCCGCCAGCAGCAGGCCGCAUUCGCGUCACAGGCCGCUAGCGCCGGAGCUGGAGCUGGAACCGGAAGCGGCUACGGCAGUGCUGGUUUUGCGGGUGCAUCCGCUUCCUACGGUCCAUCGGGAUUCCACCAGACGGCGCAAAUCUAUCCGGAAAAUCCGAAUUCGCCUAAUAUAAAUACUCGCUUUGGAGGUGACACACCGCAGGACGGAAACGGAUUCGUCGGUGUUUCCAGUUUCUCGUCUUCAUCCAACAUCAAUGGACAAACGCAUCGCGAAGCGGCAACUACGGUGAACGACAAUGGAAAAGUGACCUCGUAUCACGUACGCUCCUAAGUGGAUGACAGAUAGGAGAAAAUCUUUCACUCGAAGGAAGAAAUACACUAAUGAUACAUGAUCUGAAGCGUGUUACAAUAGCAGAUGUUGCGCUGAUUACGUUGAGUGAAAUAAUAGCAAUUAAGGAAAGUUAGUGCUAGCAGUGAAGGAAAGUCCGUACUUACAGAUCGAGUAAAUUACAUCAUCACAAAAGAAUAUGUGGAAUCGGGUAUAAUUUAAACAAUAAUCGAAAUUUUUAUGACUCAAUAAAAUAUUUAUAUCACUGAA
Malaya genurostris is the source of this 2036-nucleotide messenger RNA. RefSeq names its product fibroin heavy chain. The transcript is spliced from 8 exons. NCBI's taxonomy places the organism in Eukaryota, Metazoa, Arthropoda, Insecta, Diptera, Culicidae. Bases 945 to 1769 code for a protein of 274 amino acids. The record is from RefSeq and is a predicted model, not a curated record.